Eimeria maxima is the source of this 1744-nucleotide messenger RNA. RefSeq lists its product as hypothetical. NCBI's taxonomy places the organism in Eukaryota, Apicomplexa, Conoidasida, Eucoccidiorida, Eimeriidae. The transcript has 7 exons. The annotation marks the transcript as partial. The record is from RefSeq and is a predicted model, not a curated record.
AUGCGGGGAGAAUCCCCAGGGCCUCCCGUGAACUCCAGAGACCCCCCAGGAGACACAGGAACCCUGGGAUCCCCUUGUCGUGCUUUUCCUUCAGAAGAAAAAGUCAGGCCAACGCCGGAGAGUGGGCCCCCUGAUACGCCGAGCAGCAGCUGCACCGACGGCUCUGACGGCUGUCGCGCUAAGGGGCGCAGUUCAAUUACUUCUGUUGUUUCGCUUAUGUCAGAAGACGGAGAACCAGAAGAAGAAAGAACCCCUUCUCCGCAUAUCGAAAGCCGGGCUGCGACGCGACCACGGCGUGCCGCAGCUGUUCGCACUAAACGUAGUACAGCGACGGUAGCAGCAGAAGCAGCAGCAGCAGCAGCACCAGCAGCCCCUGCCACUCCUCCUCCUGUUCCUGCAAGAUACAGAGAAGAACUCGAGACAGUAGAUAAAGACAUCAUCCAAAUAUUGAAUAAGGGAAUCGCGCACAGGGAUCUGCUUUCUAACAGAGAAGAAUAUAUAAAAAUGAAGAAGGCAAUGGAGGUGCCAGAAGGGGAAGAAGAAGCAGAGGGGGAGGGAGAGCAACCCCAAGGAACGGGACUGGUGCUGCAGCUGCAACGGCUGCUGCGGGUCCUCUGUGAAGGCUCUGCUCUACCACUGUCGGAGCUAGCAGAGGCAGCGAGUGCUGCCCUUGCGGACACAGGCCCUGAAGGAGACGCACCAGCGUUUGCUGUCGACCCACAAACCCUUAAAGUUGAACUCCCUGUGCUUCUCACGCGAAGGCGCUUCGGCCUAAUGCGUCCUGUAGAGCCGGAGGCCCCCCCUUCUGCUUCCGGCGCCUCUCGGGGCCCCCCUGUGGGCCCCUCAGAAGAUACUGCUGCUUACAAGCUGUGGAUAUGGGAGUGUGUGCUGCUGGAUGGCCUUCCUGCUGCCUUUAAAGAGGAGGCGCGCAAAGAAAGAGAAGCGAGACAGACGUUGUAUCGGAGGCUGCGGGCUUUGGAGAAGCUGCGCGAGGCGCUGUGUGGGGGUGUGGAGGCGGUGAUAGCAACAGCACGAGAGCGUGUGCAGCAGCAGCUGCAGCGGGAAGCAGCAGCAGCAGAGAGGAAGCAGCAGCAGGAGCACAAGAGGAGACAAAUCGAAUAUGUUAAAAUGGAGAGAGAGAGGGGACGGCGGCAGCGCGAGGAGCAGCGCGAGGAGCAGCGUAGACAGAAGGAAGCAGAAAGAGAGAAAAAGGAGAGAGAGAGGCAAGAAAAAGAAAAAGAAAAAGAAGAACAGCGACGUCAGCGGCAGCAGCAGCAAGCAGAGAAACAAAAAGUGAAGAAGACGGACCCCAGCGUGAACAGGCAGCAGAGCCUAAUGGCUUCCUGGCUGCGGCGUCCUCCCGCCCCUGUGAGCGGGGGACCCCUUGGAAGUGGGACCCCUGGAAGCGCCCAGGGUGCCAGGCCCCCCCCCGGGGGCCCUCACCAGGCCUUGGGGGUCACCACAGGAGAAGACGGCGGUCUUGUCGUUGUGCUUGAUGAGGAAGAACAAGCAGACAUCAGGCAGAAGAUGGAACUCAGAAGGGCAGCAGAGGCGGAGGCUAUCGCGUGGCGCGUAGCCCCAGAAGAUAAAGAAGAAUUUGUUGAGGUCGUCGAACGCUUAGCGGGCUCACAGCAGCAGGAGCAGCAGGAGGAGGAGAGCGACCCUUCGCAUCUGCUGCAGCAGUAUUUGGAGAGGCAUGCUGUACCCGCUCGGGACCGUCUGCGGGAGUUUGUCACCUUUUGCG